AAACUUUUCUCCAUUUACCCAUCUAACCGCCGUUUCGUCGUUCCCUUCUUCAAUCCUCUCACCACCACCACCACCACCACCACCGCCGGCGCCGCCAUGAAAUCGCCACCGCAUAGCUCUUAAAGCGACGAUCACUUCCUCUGAUUAUUCAGCCAUGGCGGUGAUCUCUUCCACCUCCUCAUCGCCGGUAAUCCCAACCCUAAUUCUCCUCCUCUCUCUCCCCGUUCUCUUCUUCUUCCUCGCGCCGCGAAUCCUUCCGCCGCGCCGGAUUCCGAUCUCCCUCCCCGACGAGCUCGACGACCUCUCCCUCUUCCACAAGGCGAUCGCCAUGGACACCGCCAAUUUCACCCGCCGCAGUAGCAGCACCCACACGCACCUCCCGUCGGCCAAAUUCCACACCUCCGUCACUCUCCGCCGCCCCAAAAUCGCCUUCCUAUUCCUCACCAAUUCCCCUCUCCAUUUCGCCCCUCUUUGGAACCGCUUCUUCUCCAACGUAACCCCCAACCACUACAACAUCUACAUCCACGCCGAUCCUUCCGCCAAAAUCGGUCCUCUCACCGGCGUCUUCGCCGGCAGAAUCAUCCCCUCCAAGAGAACUCAACGAUCCUCCCCCACUCUCAUCUCCGCCGCUCGCCGCCUCAUCGCCACCGCCAUGCUCGACGAUCCUUCCAACACAUAUUUUGCCCUAAUUUCCCAAAACUGCAUACCCCUCCACUCCUUCAAUUACUUCUACACUUCCCUCUUCGAUCUCGUCAGACUAUCCAAGGGUUUGGAAUUGCCGAGCUACAUCGAAAUCCUCGACAGUGAACCCACUCUGUGGGAUAGGUACAAUGCCAGGGGGAAGAAUGUGAUGCUCCCCGAGGUUCGAUUCGACGAUUUCCGAGUAGGAUCACAGUUUUUUGUGGUUACACGAAAGCAUGCUUUAAUGGUGAUCAAGGAUAGGAAGCUAUGGAGGAAAUUCAAGCUACCUUGUUUGGAUGUAGACACUUGCUAUCCAGAGGAGCAUUAUUUUCCGACAUUAUUGUCGAUGCAGGAUCCGAAUGGCUGCACUGGAUAUACAUUGACAAGGGUGAAUUGGACGGAUAGUAUGAGCGGCCAUCCCCGCACUUAUCAUCCUGCAGAAGUGUCCCCCGACCUGAUUUACGAGCUUAGGGAAUCGAAUUCUAGUUAUUCUUAUAUGUUUGCGAGGAAAUUCUCGCCGGGAUGCUUGAACCCUUUGAUGGAGAUUGCGGAUACAGUUAUCUUGAAGGACUGAUCUUUGCCCUUG
Andrographis paniculata is the source of this 1267-nucleotide messenger RNA. RefSeq names its product glycosyltransferase BC10-like. Bases 155 to 1255 code for a protein of 366 amino acids. Gene Ontology annotation, molecular function: glycosyltransferase activity. NCBI's taxonomy places the organism in Eukaryota, Viridiplantae, Streptophyta, Magnoliopsida, Lamiales, Acanthaceae. The record is from RefSeq and is a predicted model, not a curated record. Gene Ontology annotation, cellular component: membrane. The transcript has a single exon.